This is a messenger RNA of Pogoniulus pusillus (Red-fronted tinkerbird), 3341 nucleotides long. RefSeq names its product protein kinase domain containing, cytoplasmic (gene PKDCC). Gene Ontology annotation, molecular function: ATP binding; non-membrane spanning protein tyrosine kinase activity. The coding region runs from base 455 to 1711 and encodes 418 amino acids. NCBI's taxonomy places the organism in Eukaryota, Metazoa, Chordata, Aves, Piciformes, Lybiidae. The record is from RefSeq and is a predicted model, not a curated record. The transcript is spliced from 6 exons. Gene Ontology annotation, biological process: skeletal system development; peptidyl-tyrosine phosphorylation. Gene Ontology annotation, cellular component: extracellular region.
CCGGAGGUCUCGCCCGAGCCUGGGAGAUGUAGUCCCGGCUCCCGGGCUCGCCGGCGGCUGACGGGGCUUUGGCAGGGGACUACGUUUCCCAGGCCCCCCUGCUGCUCGGCCGGCCCGCGGGAAGGGCCGAGCUGUCAAUCAGUGCGCGUCGGCGUGGGUAGCGAGCCGGGGAUCCCCUGCCCCCCCUCCCCCCCCGGCCUCCUCCGCGUCCCGCUAAUAAUAAGUGUUUCAGAGGCUUAAAAGCAGGGAGGCAAGUGUAAUGCAAGCGCAACGUAAAGGGCUGAGCUCUCGGUGAGUGCCCGGGUGCGCUCUACAGCCGGCACAGCCUGGAGAGAAAAAAAGGGGGGCGGGGGGAGAAAAAAAAAAACACAAAAAAAGCCUCGGAGCUGGUUCCCGGGGAAGGGGCGAGAGGAGAGAAAUCCGAAAGGCUGGACAAGCUGCCAGCGAAGUGGCGAUGAGGCGCAGGAAGACGGCAGUAGCGGCCGGCUGCUGCCUCGCCUUCUUCCUGGGCACCCUGCUGAACGUCCUCUUCAUCCCCGUCUCCGAGCACCCGCUGCCCCGCGAUGGGGUUCCCCCCUCCCCGCCCGGCUCCCCCGUCGACCCGCCGGAGGAGGAAGGCGGCGGCGGCCCGGCCGCCCUGGAGCAGCAGAUCCGCGAGCGCUACGAGGAGGUGCUGCGAUACCGGCAACACCGAGCGGUGGCGGCGAGACGGCGGCCGCUGCGGCCGCGGGAGCGGCGCCUGAUGGACCUGGCGCCGCCGCGCACCUCGGCAGAGCAGCCGGGGCCGCGGGGCCGAGCGGCGGCGGGGCCUCGAGCCGGCGUCUCGGCCGAGCUCUCGCUGGAGCCGCCGCUGCUGGGCUGCCGCGACAUCCGCAAUGUCAGUGGCGUGCAGUACUUGGGCUCGGGGUACACUAAGGCUGUCUACAAGGCUGUCCUCAACCGCACGCUGGCCGUGGCGCUGAAGGCGGUGGAUUUCGGCGGGCAUGACAUCGCCCAUUGCGUGCGGCAGUUCUCCUCUCUCGGGAACUGCUACCGCCUGGCCGCCUACAAGAUCGUCAAGGAGAUGAUUCUGCUGCAGCGGCUGCGCCACGCCAACGUCCUGCAGCUCUAUGGCUAUUGCUACCAAGAUAGCAAUGACAUCCCAGACACGCUGACAACCAUCACUGAACUAGGCUCGCCUUUAGAGAUGAUUCAGCUUUUACAAACAUCCUGGGAGGAUAGAUUUCGAAUAUGUCUCAGCUUGGUUCGGCUCCUGCAUUACUUGGCUCACUCUCCGCUGGGCUCUGUGACGUUACUGGACUUUCGUCCUCGGCAGUUUGUGCUUGUGGAUGGGGAACUGAAGGUGACAGAUCUGGAUGAUGCCAGCAUUGAGGAGAGCUCUUGCACCAGUAACAGUGACUGCUUCAUGGAAUUCCCCGCCAGGAACUUCACCCUCCCCUGUUCGGUUGAGGGACGGUGUCAGAGUAUGAACGAAAAGAGGAAUCUCUACAAUGCCUACAGGUUUUUUUUUACAUAUCUUCUUCCACACAGUGCUCCAUCCUCACUGAGACCAUUACUGGAUAAGAUAGUCAAUGCAACAGGAGAACUUCACUGGGGAAUAGAUGAGACAGCUGCUCAGCUAGAGAGAGUUUUGAAUCUGUAUAAGAGUGGAGAGUACCUACAGAACACAACCUGGACGCCGAAAGCUGCUUUUCACCAUGAUCUGUGCUGAGUGAUGCCUGUCAACGCAGCAGAAUUAUUUUCAGCAGUACAAUCCAUAGGACAAACAUGUCCUUUGUUGAGGAAGUGCCAGGAGGUCUGAAGCUUUUCUGUGAUGCAGGGUGAUCCCAGAUUUAACUUCAGGGUGAAGUGGUGAAUUCUGGGGGGCUGUCAUGUUUGUAAAGAAUCUCAGGGAGUGGAGCUUAGGAGAGCAAUACUAAGUGUAGCAGUCUAGGAUUUUACUAAUAUGGACCUGAGUUCCAUCUACAUUUGGCUACUGCAAUAGUUACACAUUUUGGUGUUAGUUUAAUUCUGUGGAGUCCUGGAUAAUAUAACACAGAAUCCACCACCCCUGUUCAUGGUUAGUAACACCUUUCUGAGCAAGGAGCCUUUUUGAUUUGAAGGACACCACUCAUGGAGUCAGGCACUCUACAGCAUGAGAAAAGAUGUUGAAAAUCUGUAGGGAGAUAUUUUAUGUAGUGUGUUUUGCAGAUCUGCAUUAAAGACUGUGAGUGUACUACUGAAAUCUUGGAUAAGAAAAUGGCUUCAAUGUCAAGCAUGAGGAAUUGGAUAUCUUAGUGGGAUUACACUUAUGAAAUGUGUUUUCAGACUUAGCUGCCAGCCCUUUAAGAAGUGCAGGCCUGUUUCUUGUUUGUUCUAAGGCUGCUGUAUUCAAAUAGAGAAAGGACUGCCAUUUAUUUCUAUUUUGAUUCUCUUUCAUUGCCAGAAAAGUAUCAAGAAAUCCUGUUGUGUGGAUGAAAAUACUCCCGACUAUCAGUUCAUAUCAGUCACUUUCCUUCCACAUUUGAUUGGUAAUACCAUGCUAGAGUUAAUUUUUCAUCUUCUCAGUUCAGAGAUUAGGGAAUUAGAAAUGAUUAAUUAGAAAUUACCCGGAUAGUACAGAGUGAAACAUUCUUCUGUGGUAUGGCAAAGUUGGAGGAGAAGGUGACAGUGGUGCUGGAAGGGACUGGUGCCCAAGUGUUCAGCUUCUUCCAGGACAUUCCUGUGAGCUGAUGCUCUCCUCUCUAUAACUAGAGCUAAACAGAUGAACAGAGCAAACUGAGUAGUUUGUCAUGGUUUUGAAGGGAAGACCUCCUCCUCUGAACACCAGGAAGUGAGCAAGGUGAUAUUGAUAAUCAGUAGAAAGUGACACGAAGAAAGCUCUUGUCAACCGCAGUGUUCCCAUAAAUAAAGUUUAACAAGAUGACAGACAUAUUACAGAGGGCCUUGGAUAUUAAGCUUUCAUUGUGCUUCAGCUAUAAAAGAUUUUAUAGUGCUGUAAAUUAUAUUAUGCUCUGGACUUUGCUUUAGUGUCUUAGGAACAGAGCAGAGGUGUGGGAGACAUUUGAUAGCUAUGUAUGGGUUCUACAACCAUAAAUCACAGUACUGUUAAUGUGGAUAUAGGAGCGUUGCAGUGUUUAAAACAAAACCAUGAACAAAUAGCUUUUAUAUUAAUUUGACUGUUGAUCUCUCUUGCUGGAAUCCAGAAGAAUGUGAACUAAAACAGGAAUCAUGUAUUUCUUCUGACAUAUGUUAUCUAAAAAUAAUUAAGUCAUGUGAUUAAUUGUCCAGAUUAAGACAACUAUAAAAAAAAAUCUACUGAUGUCCAUCAGCAAAGUCCUGCCCCAGUGUCAACAUUUUUA